GAGACAGAGAUAGGGGACGAGACAGGGGAGGAAUGGAGAAAAGGGGACAGUUUUAGAGAACUACUUCUGCAGUGCAUUUUAGCACUAAGUGUUUAGCAGCCUGACCUGGGUUUUUUUUUUUACUUUCUGUUAGCUGUACAUAUCAUGGUCUUGUAAAAAGAACCUUUAAAAGAUAAAAAAAAAAGAAACUUUAUUUUUGUUGCUUCUGAGGUCAAUCCACAGACACAUCAAGCUACUUGAUGGCUGUUACACAGGCUGUGCUUCCGUCCUUCAGCUCCUUCUCUAACCUCGCUCACUCCUGUGACAACAUGAAGGUGUGGAAGUCUGAGGAUAACUCUCUUCCUCUGGACCGUCUCAGUGACAAAAUGUCACCAAGCAGCUCUGAGCAGCUGCAUGUCUCUCAAAAACUGACUGAAGAAGUGUUUGAUGAUGACAGCCAGGCAUCCUGGGAUAUUGAGUUCCUGCUGUCUGAUUGGAUCAGCCCAUCCCUGGACCACAACCCAUCUAUGCAAAACAAUGAUCAACAAAUCCCACAGUUAGACCCAAACAGAGCCUACCAGGAAGCACCCAUGUAUAAGGACCCCCCAGGACAGGAACAUCCACAGAUGAACUGUGGAGGCCACAUGGUGGAGCUUCUGCCCCCUACUGAGACCACAGCAGUGGUCCAGCCUGAGCUGUUCCUCCAUGGUUAUCAUGACGACCAGAGGGGUCUGACUGCAUUUCCAAGUGUUCCCAAUGGAGAUUACUUUGGCUUCUCCCAAUUAGGCAGUGUGGAGAGGCACAGCGGAGGAAACCACAGUAAAGUCUUAUCAUGUGACUUUAACCCUUACUAUGCCCCGCCCUCCAUGGUGACCUUCCCUGACAGCAGGUUCAUACCACCACAUGCUGUGACCUCUGACCCCCAUCACUACAGCUACCUGCCGGACUUUAACCAAAAUAGCAACCUUUAUUGUGACUACACCCACUGUCAGGCAACUGGUCAUCUGCCCCCGUUGAUGGGACCACAGUUGCCCCCUGGUGGCAUUGAGGGUAAGCGUGGAAGGAAGCCCACAGGGAAAAAGAGGCCCGCCAUCCACAGCUGUGACUACCCAGGCUGCAGCAAGACCUACACCAAGAGCUCACAUCUCAAGGCUCACCUCCGCACCCACACAGGGGAGAAGCCUUACCACUGCUCCUGGGAGGGGUGCAGCUGGAAAUUUGCCCGCUCGGAUGAGCUGACUCGCCACUACCGCAAGCACACAGGCCAAAAACCCUACCAGUGUCUGUUGUGCCAGAGGGCCUUCUCCCGCUCUGAUCACCUGGCUCUGCACAUGAAGAGACACACCUGAUGCACAUGCUUGAAACACUUCCAUUUAAAACAAUUUGAAAAACAUUUUUAAAGUUUGAUUUUACUUGAAUUCUGACCAGGAUCAGAAAAAAUGUAUGGUUUUAUGUGGGACGUUGUGUUCUCAGGUUUUUACUAAACAUAUUCCCAGCAUUAUCAACUAACUGGCUAACAAUACAGACAUAUGGGCCAUGAAAACUGACAACACAAUGAGAGGUCAAAUGUAGCACACACAUGCUCCUUGAAGGAUUUUUUUUGUUGCUUUUGUACUUAACAUUUAUACUUUAAAGAUUUGCUACUGCACAAAGAUACUUUGCUCACAAAGCAUUUCAGUACUCUGAAGGGCUAAAACAUCAAACUGGUCAUUUUAAAGAGUACUUUGUGAGUACUAGUUCAAGAAGACAUCCACAAUGUAGAGUUAGCAUCAAUUUGCAACAAUGUGCCUCUUACACAAACACUGUACCCACAGUGGGCAUAAACAGCAAACAUUAACACUAAUAAAAGACCUACAAAUAAAUGUGUGUAAUGUGGGUUAUAAUACAAUAUCCUGUAUGAUCUCAUGGCAUGCUGAACUAAGUCAUGACUGCUUGGCACCAUUGCUCGGAUGCAUAACUGCUGGGAUGAUCAGAUAUCUUUGUCUUAGCCUAUCUCUACAAGAACUUUUAAGAAUGUGUAUUGUAAUAUAGACAACAAACCACAAAGUAACUAUAGUUAUUCAGUGUAGCAGGUUGCUUUUUAUGGCACUUAACUUUAUUUUUGUUUGUUUGUUUUAGGUUUUUAAUUUAAGAAAAGCUAAGCUUUUGUGUCUCUCAGUAGAAUUCAAAACUGUAAAUAAUUUGCAGCUUUGGCAGUUAUUUACGUUCAUCUACAAUUAGCAACAUAUUUAUUAACAUAGCCUUUUAUAUAAACUGAAUGCAUGUUUGUGUUUGUUGAGUGUUUUUAAGAAUUGUAACUGUUGUUUUUAUUGUCAUUAUUCUAAUAAAGACCUCUCAC
Messenger RNA from Labrus bergylta (ballan wrasse), 2317 nucleotides. RefSeq names its product Kruppel like factor 1 (erythroid) (gene klf1). Lineage: Eukaryota; Metazoa; Chordata; Actinopteri; Labriformes; Labridae. Gene Ontology annotation, molecular function: RNA polymerase II cis-regulatory region sequence-specific DNA binding; DNA-binding transcription factor activity, RNA polymerase II-specific. The record is from RefSeq and is a predicted model, not a curated record. Gene Ontology annotation, biological process: regulation of transcription by RNA polymerase II.